This is a messenger RNA of Arctia plantaginis, 315 nucleotides long. NCBI's taxonomy places the organism in Eukaryota, Metazoa, Arthropoda, Insecta, Lepidoptera, Erebidae. The record is from the annotation of a GenBank genome assembly.
AUGCUAUCUUUAUCUGAUAUUGAAAGGCUAAUUACAGUGAAAAGGCGUGAGAUAGAGUUGGAGAAAACGUAUUUGGGUCUUUCACCACCGCCGAGAGACUACACACAUUGUGAAGAUAAUAAAGAAAAUGAAAAUGAUCAUAAUAAACUCAGGAAGCAAGUAAAUUUUUCCAACAACAAAGUAUUACGGGAGCACAAUGAUUUUACAAAAAACAAGAAAGAAAAUAAUCCUAAAGAAAAUCAGAAAGAAUUCGAUGACUUCAUACCAGCAGAUUUGGAGAGAUAUAUAAGGGUAUGUACCUUUAAAACUUAUUAA